Homarus americanus (American lobster) is the source of this 2406-nucleotide messenger RNA. RefSeq names its product myb/SANT-like DNA-binding domain-containing protein 3. The record is from RefSeq and is a predicted model, not a curated record. Lineage: Eukaryota; Metazoa; Arthropoda; Malacostraca; Decapoda; Nephropidae. The transcript is spliced from 2 exons. The coding region runs from base 397 to 1638 and encodes 413 amino acids.
UGUUGGAGCGAGAUAAGAUGUGAGGGAAGUGUGAGUGCAGGCCCAAGACGGAGAGGGAGGGAGCCGCGCGCUUCUUGAAGGAGUGGUCGAUCGUCCGGAGUCAUCGGUACACACACAACCACGCUCUGCUGCCGUCCUGGCGUGUCUACACGGGAUUAUCUACACAGCUGCUGCCAUGUGUGUGUAAAUAAGGAAAACCAUUGAUAUUAGAUACCUCAUGUUGCAGGACGUUACAGUGAUAAGCCAAACGUACUUUAGUGCAACAAUGCCCACCUAUACCUCAGGGGAUCGCUGACUAGUGCAGGAAGCGUACAAAACAUGUCUUAAAGUUUACGAUGUCUUGAAGAGCAGGUGGGGGGCAGUGUUGUGUCCUAAAUUAAGGUGGUGUGUGUGAGGAUGCUAGAGGGCGUCGGAAUGCCCCUGGUGUACAGCACAGGCGGGGCAGCGGGCCGCGAGCAGAGACGCCCAAUGUGGACACAACAUGAGAAGGCGGUACUGAGACUUCUCAUGCGACAGUACGCUGGUGUUACUGAGUUCGACCCACCGGACGUCCAUAAACACCCCAUCAGGAACGAGAUGUGGCGGCUCCUGACGGCGAGAUAUAACGCUCAUCCACACGUCAGGUCCCGCGACACAAAACAACUAAGAAAGGCGUGGGAGAAUCUCAAGUAUCGCGCACGCAAAUUGGGUUCAGAAAGUCAGAGAAGUGCGAGACAGCAGAACAAUAGCGUUGAGUCAAGUUGGCCUCUUGAUGGUGUGACGCUGCCCGGACCACCGUCACCACCCCUAAACAACACCACACCCAGGGAGGCUGGAGAAGUGGGGGACUGGAGAGGAGAAUCCGAAGAAGAAUCUCACAGAAAUCUAGAUGAUAUUGAAGAAGUAGAGAAAGACGUAAAAGACGAAGUGGAGGACGAUCCUCUCCAAUCUCAGGAAAGUCUCGAUCACACUCACCCUCUCAGUGAUCGAGGACCAGCUGUGCUAAACCUCCACCCACUGGUGUCUUCCCUCUUAAGUGGUGGUUUAGGAUCAUUAACUACUCUACCAUUUUUGACAUCUAAUCCAGGUUCUCAGCUGGCAUCUGGGCUUCUCCUUCCUCAUGCUGUGUCAUCCUUUUCAACAGCGGAUUCUGAGCUAUGUCAAACGAUUCUGAGGUCUUCCAUGGAUGCCACUUCCAUUACCUCCACCUCACCAACGACAGCUACCUCCGCCCCGACUACGACCGCCACUACCUCAGGCACAUGUACUUCUACCUCAGGGGCGUCCGUCACUAUUAAUGGUGUUUCUCAGGCAAUUCUAAACACAUCUCCCAAUACCACAUCCGCCCCCUCAACUCCCGUAGACAAACACGCAAGAACAGACUCUCCAGCUGAGCCACCAUUGGAUGACCGUCUUCAUCAGCGUCUGUCAGGUGUAGAGACCACAAUCCGACACACGGAGGAACAGCACCAGACACAACUGCAGCUGCUUAGAUUACAGAUAGCGCAGUCUGUAGCAGAGCACGAGGCUAAGAUGAGAGUCUUAGGAGCACAGCUAGAGUACUGGCAGCGGCGUCUUCGUGUGCAGCAACGGGUCUCCAACGCCUUGUCAUCUAUCACCCAAAACGACCCCGAUUUUGAAGAUGAGCCGCCAGCUUGACCUUUCGUUACCUCCUUUAGUAACUGUCCCUGUCGAGAGUAGCAGAAGUAUUUCGUUGCAGGUAGAAUGCUAGAAAGGUUGUGAAUAGUUAUCACGAGUGAAAUAAUGUCAAAAUAGUAGUUCUGGUAGGUAAAACAAGGGUCAACUCCUACAAGAUCAGGCUGGAAGUCAUUCACUAGUAUGAUGUAAUCAUUCCAGAAAUGUUUGUGUAAGUAGUAAGUACAGCGUCGUACCCAUGUCGUUGGCCUCAAGUUUGCACUAUCAAUACGGCUAUUAGAUUGUUCAGGAUAAGGAAACAAGUAUUACAAAAUAGUCAUUACUGAUUUACCUCAAGAGUGGUAUGUAUGUAUGUUGAUAUAUGUGAGCUGUAAACAGUGAAUGUGUAUUAAAUAAUAAUAAACCUCCUGGAUGUGUGUGUAGGCCGGAGUGUGUGUGUUGGGGUCGGCCAGUUGGUCAAUACCCGCCACUGCUAACAAUUAUAUUUUGAUGCACUCACCCUGGCUCAGCUGUUCCACCACUCAGCUUUAACACAUCAACCAACUGGCACUGAAGGACUCUCACAUCUAGAGUUUUUGGAAGCCUGGAGGAUGUAUUGAUAAUGGAAUAUGUUGUCAUGCGUCUCAGUGAUUGUUCCCACACUCUGGUACUGGACAAAUCUACCUACAAAAAAAAACCUGUACAUAUUCCGUAUACCUGAUUGUAUUUACACAGAAAAUAUAUUUUUAGUAAAUCAUUGUGUGGUAUAUCAUCAAUAAAUAAGAUGAAGUA